ACUCCCUGAAAACGUUUCACAUUACAUUGUCAGGAACAUAGUUUGUUCAUAUAGACUUGAGCUGCUCUCUGGUAGAUUUAACAACAAGACCCUAUUGACAUUGCCUGUGAUUUUGAGCAGAAGGCCUCUCUACCAGCCAGAGGACACAAUUCCAGGAGGACACUAAGAUUUCAGCAAUUGGGAAACUCACAAAAGUUAGAAAAUAUGCCUCCAAGUUUGACAGCUGCACUGCAAGAGUGGGAAAGUCUAGAGAAAGAGUAUCAUCAGAUUCAGGAGAGCCACCGGCUAUACUUGCAGAAACUAGAGGAAGUUUCCAAGCUGCAGAGUAAUUGCUCUUCGUCUAUCGCCCGCCAGCGGAGUAGACUUAAGGACAUGUCUCAGUUAAUGAAGAAAUGCAAUAAGGAGAGACUGACAGAGGAGGAUGUAAAAACCUUGGAUGAAAUCAAGGAGCACAUCAAAGCAAGACCCAACACUUUCUUUGAAAUGGAGGCUUUCCUUCCAAAGAAAAAUGGGUUGUAUCUCAAUCUUGUUCUGGGCAAUGUAAGCGUGACUCUUCUGAGCAAACAGUCAAAAUUUGCCUACAAAGAUGAAUAUGAGAAAUUCAAGCUGUACCUCACAGUUAUACUGCUCCUAUUCGCCUUCAUGUGUUAUUGCUUUGUGAGCUACAGAUUUGUUGACGCAAUCCUCAAUUUCUUGCUGGUGUGGUACUACUGCACCCUCACCGUACGGGAGAGCAUCCUCAUCAGCAACGGGUCCAGGAUCAAAGGCUGGUGGGUUUUCCACCAUUACGUCUCAGCCUUUCUGUCCGGAGUCAUGCUGACAUGGUGAGCAAACUCAGGAAGCGCUUGUUGCCAAUAGUUGAUCACACACCAACCACACUGUAGGUUU
Oncorhynchus kisutch (coho salmon) is the source of this 888-nucleotide messenger RNA. Its product is annotated as transmembrane protein 120A-like. Gene Ontology annotation, biological process: fat cell differentiation. The transcript has 7 exons. Gene Ontology annotation, cellular component: membrane. Lineage: Eukaryota; Metazoa; Chordata; Actinopteri; Salmoniformes; Salmonidae. The coding region runs from base 205 to 828 and encodes 207 amino acids. The record is from RefSeq and is a predicted model, not a curated record.